This is a messenger RNA of Microplitis mediator, 2507 nucleotides long. RefSeq lists its product as uncharacterized. Lineage: Eukaryota; Metazoa; Arthropoda; Insecta; Hymenoptera; Braconidae. The transcript has 11 exons. The coding region runs from base 179 to 2263 and encodes 694 amino acids. The record is from RefSeq and is a predicted model, not a curated record.
ACCGCAUCUAGACAGAGCUGUACCGACUGCCGUCCACGGAGGAGGUCAACAUCCCCAGUACUUUAGUUUUUUAUUAUAAAUAUUCGGUUUUUGUGACCCAAGUCGGUUCACUCGGUGUGAUAAUAUUUUUAUAUAUUAGUUUUAAUUGUGCGUUAAGUGGUUUUAUUUCGUGGCCAAGAUGGACCGAUUGACCCCGAUCUUAUUCCUAGCACUUAUAAGUUCAGCCAUAGCUGGCAUAGCCGUCAAGACGACGUUUGAAAAAUUGACGAAUUACGACUACCGUGGGACAACAUUUUACACGGCACGUAAUUUAUCUCUGUAUGAAUGCCAAGAGCGAUGUAGGAACCGCGUCGAUUGCCAAGCAGUUGCUUUUUCAUUUGUCGUAAAUCCGUUGGCGCCAAUUCAAAAUACGAUGUGUGAGCUACACAACGAAACAUCAGCAACAAACCCCGACGCACAGCCCCAACGUGCCGUCAAUAAAUAUUAUAUGACUAAACUUCAAUUACGCUCAGAAAACGUCUGCCGGCGCUUGUGGUCAUUCGAACGAGUGCCCAACAAGAUGAUCCGUGGGCUGGACAACGCGAUUAUCUACUCGUCUUCAAAGGACGCAUGUCUGGCGUCAUGUUUGAGCGAGCGUCGAUUCACGUGCCGAUCGGUCGAGUACAAUUACAUGUCGCUCCAGUGCUACCUGAGUGACGCAGACAGACGCUCUAGUGGGCAGUACGUGCAGUUCGUUGAUGCCCAGGGCGUAGAUUACUUCGAGAAUUUGUGUCUGAAGCCUAAGGACGCCUGCAAGACGCCUAAAAUUUACCAGCUGCCCAGAAUAGGCGUCGCGGAUGACAAGAUCGCUCAGUACGUCGGGCUCCAGUAUUACGUCGACAAGGACCUCGCAGUCCCUACUGAGGCCUCAUGUAAAUUGGCUUGCGAGAACGAGGUCAGUUUUCUCUGUAGGUCGUUCCUAUAUCGCGGACCUCCUACGGGUGAGAGCAACAACUGCCAGCUGUUCCAUCUCGAUCAUUGGACCCUUCCUGAUGGGCCUUCGACUUAUUUAAAUUACGAGCGCCCUCUUAUCGAUAAUGGCGAGCGAAUUGGGACCUACUACGAAAACGUCUGCGAGAAAGGAACACCAGAUUUGCCACUUUAUAUCGACCCUACUGAGGACCCAAAUGCCCAUUUGCUGAGAAAUGGAUCCGAUGCUAACUGUGACAAGACUGGCACUUGUUAUGACGUUUCUGUGGACUGCAAGGACACGAAAAUAGCCGUGCAAGUGCGCACGAACAAACCCUUCAAUGGCAGAAUUUAUGCAUUAGGUCGGUCGGAAACCUGCAACAUCGAUGUCGCGAACAGCGACCUCUUCCGGUUGGAUCUGACCAUGUCAGGACAGGAUUGUAAUACUCAGAGUGUCCGUGACGGAUUUCAGACCGGUGUCUACUCCAACACUGUAGUCCUGCAGCAUCACUCAGUAGUUAUGACGAAAGCGGACAAAAUUUACCGUGUGAAAUGCACAUACGACAUGUCAUCAAAGAACAUUACUUUUGGAAUGAUGCCCAUCAAGGAUCCGGAUAUGAUCAGCAUCACCAGCGCCCCCGAGGCUCCAGCGCCGAAAAUAAAAAUUUUGGAUUCCAGAGCCAGGGAAGUAGAGACUGUGAGAAUUGGAGACAAGUUAAUUUUCCGUAUUGAAAUUCCUGAAGACACGCCAUAUGGAAUUUUCGCAAGAAGUUGCGUUGCUAUGGCUAAGGACUCGAAGAGCACUUUCCAAAUUAUUGACGACGAGGGAUGUCCAGUGGAUACUUCGAUUUUCCCAGCAUUUACUGCCGAUCGUAACGCACUGCAAUCAGUGUACGAAGCCUUCAGGUUUACGGAAUCAUACGGAGUAAUUUUCCAGUGUAAUGUCAAGUACUGUCUUGGACCAUGUGAACCUGCAAUUUGUGAGUGGGACCAUGAGUCUCUGGAGUCUUGGGGCAAGAGGAAGAGGAGAAGCGUCGACAAUUCAACGGAGGAUAAGACUGAGGACAUGACACUGUCCCAAGAAAUUUUGGUCCUUGAUUUUGGUGACGAGAAACAGUCGGAAUUUUUGAGGAGCGACGCUAGUGUCGAUUUUAAUGAAGCUGAUAAAACAGUAACGAUUGUAGAGCCAUGCCCAACAAAAACGUCGGUCCUAGCACUAGGAGUGACCUGUGCCCUACUCGUCCUACUAUACAUCUCAACAGUUUUCUGCUACUACAUGAAAAAGUGGCUGUCGCCUCGUAAAAUGAUGCACUAGGUCCCCGUCCCAGUUUAUCCUCCCUAUUUUUUUGACCUUAAACUCCCCCACCCCUCCUUCCUUCCCCCCCACUCAUCUUAAAGAAAAUCAAUAAAUAACUAAUGACUGAGCCGCUACUUCUGAUUGGGUUGCAAUGACCUUUUAAUUGAUUUUAAUGAUUUUUUUUUUUUUCAAAAAAAAAAAGAAAAAUCAUUUAUCGAAAUUAAUUAAAUAUUUUUUUAUUUUUAAUUGUAACCUGUAUCAA